AUGGCAUUUAGUAAUCUAUUUCGUCGUUAUUCUGGAUCGAAUGAUGCAUAUUCGGUUUCGUCGACUUAUGCAGAAAAAAGCUCCAUUGUCGAAACUUUGUUAGAUGAAUUAGAAAGUCAAUGUCAAAAUUGUCUUAACUCAAGUUUACGAAAUACUCAAACGUUAAACAGUUCCUCAAGUGGUGGAUUCUUGUCAACAUCAAGUUCCUCGUUAACUGUAAUGCCAGCAAAGCGACAUUCGUCAGUAGAUUAUUCAUGGUUAAGACCAAGCAAUAAUCUUCUACAACCAACGAAUGAAACCUAUCACUUACCUGAUAUUCUCAAAAUAGAACUAAGUGCAUUGAUACGGAAUGUUCUACCUGAAGAUUGUACGUUGAUUAUCAAUCAAUUUCGUCGUCAUAUACGUGCACAAACGAAAGCGUUAACACCGGAAAACAUCAUCGCAUUAUUUCGAGCGACUGUUGCGGAUUAUAUUGAUCAAAAGUCCACAAUUCGUUCGAAUAUGACGAGCAGUACUGAAAUGAUUAGUUCGAGUUCGAAAAAUAAUCACAAAACAGCUUCGGCUAUCUAUUCGUUUGUUCGGAACAAUCGUGUUAAUCCAAAACGUCAAUGUGAUGAUGAACAGCAUUGUAUUGCUGAAUUAACAGAAAUUUCUAUUACAUCGUCUUCAAAUGAUGGGGCAGAUACGAGUAAAUUUCGUUUGAAUAGGCACCUUUAA
This is a messenger RNA of Adineta ricciae, 717 nucleotides long. Lineage: Eukaryota; Metazoa; Rotifera; Eurotatoria; Adinetida; Adinetidae. The record is from the annotation of a GenBank genome assembly.